AUGUCCACCCUGCCAGCCAAAUUGGCACUGGCACAAGACAUUGCCGUUUAUGCCUUCGUGGAGUUGCCUCACAAUGGUGAUGACUUUUGGUGGGCAGGUAAACCAUUUGAGGGUCCACCAGACGGCUUCCCUGUUGACCGAGUCAAAGGCCAUGGCAAGGUCGAUGGAGGCCAUAGUCGUGGGAAUGUGAAGAACAGUGGCAUGAAGAACAGUGUAGUGAAGAACAGUGUAGGGAAGAACAGUGGAGUGAAGAACAAUGUAGGGAAGAACAGUGUAGGGAAGAACAGUGUAGUGAAGAACAGUGUAAUGAAGAACAGUGUAAUGAAGAACAGUGUAGUGAAGAACUGUGUAGUGAAGAACAGUGUAGUGAUGAACAGUGUAGGCAAGAACAGUGUAGUGAAGAACAGUGUAGUGAAGAACAGUGUAGGUAAGAACAGUGUAGUGAAGAACAGUGUAGUGAAGAACAGUGGAGUGAAGAACAGUGUAGUGAAGAACAGUGGAGUGAAGAACAGCGUAGGGAAGAACAGUGUAAUGAAGAACAGUGUAGGUAAGAACAGUGUAGUGAAGAACAGUGUAGUGAAGAACAGUGGAGUGAAGAACAGCGUAGGGAAGAACAGUGUAAUGAAGAACAGUGUAGUGAAGAACAGUGUAGUGAAGAACAGUGUAGUGAAGAACAGUGUAAUGAAGAACAGUGUAAUGAAGAACAGUGUAGUGAAGAACAGUUUAGUGAAGAACAGUGCAAUGAAAAACUGUGUAGUGAAGAACAGUGUAGUGAAGAACAGUGCAGUGAAGAACAGUAGUAGUGAAGAAAUAGGCCGAAGAACAGGGAAGAACAGUGCAACAACAGUGUAG
This is a messenger RNA of Homarus americanus (American lobster), 852 nucleotides long. RefSeq names its product period circadian protein-like. Lineage: Eukaryota; Metazoa; Arthropoda; Malacostraca; Decapoda; Nephropidae. The record is from RefSeq and is a predicted model, not a curated record. The transcript is spliced from 3 exons. Bases 1 to 852 code for a protein of 283 amino acids.